This is a messenger RNA of Macroventuria anomochaeta, 1587 nucleotides long. Its product is annotated as UBX domain-containing protein 7. Gene Ontology annotation, cellular component: nucleus. The record is from RefSeq and is a predicted model, not a curated record. NCBI's taxonomy places the organism in Eukaryota, Fungi, Ascomycota, Dothideomycetes, Pleosporales, Didymellaceae. Gene Ontology annotation, molecular function: ubiquitin binding. Gene Ontology annotation, biological process: proteasome-mediated ubiquitin-dependent protein catabolic process. The transcript is spliced from 2 exons. The coding region runs from base 1 to 1587 and encodes 528 amino acids.
AUGGACGAAGAGAACGUGCUCAGUUUCGUCAGCAUCACCUCGUGUGACCCUGACAAGGCUCUGCAGUAUCUGCGUCUGACAGACAACAACCUCGAGCAGGCCAUACAGCUCUUCUUCGAUAGCCCAAACCUUGAUUUCGGGCCAGCGGCUCCCUCGAACGCGCCCGCCGCUGCCUCCUCAGCGCAGAACGCUAUCGGCAUCGAUUCUGACGACGACAUGUCCGACUUCAACCCUGGCGCACAGACAGACACCCCUCCCGUACGGUCGAAUCUCGAGAGCGACGAAGAGCUGGCGCGGCGGUUACAGGAGGAAGACUAUGGCGGCGGUGGCGCAGCACGUGGUCAAGACGAAGUCCGCGCACCCAUCCAACGAACACAAGAGACACUAGUUGGCCCUGGGUCGAAUUGGGGGCCUGCCGACGCGGACGACGACAUUGACGCCAUGGUGCAGGAGCAGCUGGCACGUCGGCAACGAGGUCGAGCUGGCAUCUUCAACCAGCGCACCGCCCAAAGCUCCGUAUGGGACAACUCCGCCGACUCAGAAGCUAGACGCCGUGAGCUUGCCACAUCAACGGGUGGCGCGUCCGAGCAGAGUGCCAAGAUGAACAUGCUCGCCGAGCUAUUCCGACCACCGUUCGAGAUGAUGUACCAGGGAUCAUGGGAGAAGGCGCGAGACAUGGGCAAGGAGGAGGAGAAGUGGCUCAUCGUCAACAUCCAAGACCCGGCCAUCUUCGACUGCCAGCUCCUCAACCGCGACAUUUGGAAGAAUGAGCACAUCAAAGCGACAGUACGGGAGAACUUCAUCUUCAUGCAGUACGCGAAAGACGACCCCCGCGGCCAGCAGUAUGUCAACUAUUACUUCCACGCCCGCGACAGCUCCGACGCAUACCCACACAUCGCCAUCGUCGACCCCCGAACAGGAGAACAGGUCAAGGUCUGGUCCGGUCCACCGAUUCCCCCGCCUGUCGAGUUCCACGCUCAGCUUCACGAAUUCCUCGACCGCUACAGUCUAAAUGUCAACGUGAAGAACCCUGUAGCCAAGCGAAAGGCGGAGAACAAGAAGGUCGAUGUCAACCGCAUGACUGAAGAGGAACAACUGGAAUGGGCGCUGCAGAACAGCAUGGACAACGGCGGCAGUGGCAAUGAAGGGCCCAAAGACAACGACCCAGACGCGCUUACAAAGGACGAAGACAAGGGCAAAGCGCGCGCGACUUCGCCCGUACCGGAAGCUGCCUCGGCACCAACACCAGCGCCAGCAGAAGAAGAGCCGGCAACCGCAACAAACCCUUUGUUCGCUUCCAUCUCAUCGCACGCACCCCACACAGAACCCACCGUCACAGACCCACAGGUCACAACGCGCAUCCAGUUCCGCGGACCCACCGGCCGCCCCGUCGUCCGGCGCUUCAACCUGUCAGACUCCGUGCGCCGCGUCUACGAAUGGAUCAAGAGCGACGCACCCUGGGAUGGGAAGCAGGGCUCUGAGUUUGACCUGGUGUUCAUGGGCAAGAACUUCAUCGAGCAUCUUGACGAGACCAUCGAGGCUGCUGGGUUGAAGGGCGCGAGCUUGAUGGUCGAGUUUGCCGAGUAG